Molecule: messenger RNA, 1761 nt
Organism: Paramormyrops kingsleyae
Lineage: Eukaryota; Metazoa; Chordata; Actinopteri; Osteoglossiformes; Mormyridae
Source: RefSeq, a predicted model, not a curated record
AUGUGUGUUAAUUUGCCCCACAGUUGCCGGAUCUCCUGCAAGUGUAGCGCUGUUUUUUUUAGAUGGAGGGUCGCGUAUUUGUCUAUGAUGAAGCCCCAGUGAAUUCAACUGGUGUUGAUUAAAAACCAGCCAAAUUGCAUAAAAAAGACUACGUGUCAAACAUCAAGCUGGAGUCGGGGCUCCGGAGCUCCGGGUGGCCGUAAGGAGCUGCGUUUAUCAUGCGGCGCGAUUAAAGCUUAUAAUGAUGGCCCGGAGAGCAGUGUUACAAGACCGCACCUGGUUUAAUGAAGUCGAAUUGGCCGCAAGCACCCCCAGAUAGAGGCUGUCUUUUAAGCAUCGCCAAGUUUUUAGAAUGUACCUUGUAUGGCGCACCCCCUCAUAGAAACUCCUCCACCAGCGGUUCGUUACUCAGAGAUGCUCCACCGAGCCCGGGUUUUCUUGUGCUUUUUUAUCUAUCCCCCGCCUCUGGCUUUUUCAUUAUGAUUAAUUAUUGGUCAACAUGCAGUUUGUCACCGCCUGUUAUACCCUACACAGACGUGCCGUUAUUGAUCACAGACUGGUAACAACGCUUGGGCACUAUUAUUUAAAUAACACGCACCAUGAAUGUAGGUGUGGCCCACAGCGAGGUGAACCCCAAUACACGUGUGAUGAACAGCCGGGGCAUCUGGCUGACGUAUGCGCUGGGUGUGGGGCUCCUUCACGUCGUGCUCCUCAGCAUCCCGUUCUUCAGCGUUCCUGUCGUCUGGACCCUGACUAAUGUUAUCCACAACUUGGGGAUGUAUGUGUUCCUGCAUGCUGUCAAGGGUACACCCUUUGAGACUCCUGAUCAGGGGAAAGCCAGGCUUCUCACACACUGGGAGCAGCUGGACUAUGGUGUACAGUUCACCUCUUCCAGGAAGUUCUUCACAAUCUCACCAAUCAUUCUCUUCCCUCCUGAGUGUGCUCAUCCCCAAGCUGCCACAGCUCCAUGGUGUCCGAAUCCUAGGGAUCAACAAGUAUUAAAGAAGCUGCCCAAUAGAGGGCGCAGUGAAGCCAUAUUUGGGCCAUGCAAGCUGAUAUCCCGCUGUGCUUUGUAUGUCACAGAAUGGGUAACUGACGUGUUGAUGGGUUAGGUGCUUCCUCUGAAGCUGCACAGGAUGGAUGCUGGCAGAGAUGAACAGUGUGUGCGUUACUAACUAACGUAUUUAAUGUUGUCACAGACCUGGGCAGGCCCAGAUCUUAAACUGGUCGUUUUUCCCUUGACAUAUGUGAUAAUGAUUUGUUAUUAUCUCUUAUUUUCCACAUUUAGUGUUGCACAGUCCUUUAUGGUCCUUUUAUUUUCAUCUUUUAUAAACGUUUUCAGGAGAGAAAUAAAAUUCCAGAUGCGUUUUUCACACAUUAUUUGUUCAUCAGAGCAGGGUGCCAUGAUUCUUAGACUCCGGUUGCUCUGAAGCAACGGGGGAAUGAUGUAGGAAACACUGAGACUAAUGUUGCAUGGUUUCCUCAGAUCUGAAAAAGAACCCUUUGGGUUUGGACUUUUUUAUAUGUAGUACUCUACAGAGGCAAAGAAAUAAUGGUUUAGGUUAGCUUGGCUACACUUCUGUGUUUUUUUUUUUUUUUUUUUUUUUUUAAAGGAAUUACUUUAUGCCGUGUUUGUGUUUAUGCUUAUUUGGCUGUUGUUUUUAUAGAUUAUACUUUUACUGAGGCCACAUUGCCUCUGCUUGUUUGUAGUGUCGGUACUCUGUCAGUGCCUAAGAUAAUAAACAAAAAUGUGCCCUUUAA